Messenger RNA from Eremothecium cymbalariae DBVPG#7215, 2166 nucleotides. RefSeq lists its product as uncharacterized. The record is from RefSeq and is a predicted model, not a curated record. Lineage: Eukaryota; Fungi; Ascomycota; Saccharomycetes; Saccharomycetales; Saccharomycetaceae. The transcript has a single exon. The coding region runs from base 1 to 2166 and encodes 721 amino acids. Gene Ontology annotation, cellular component: Sin3-type complex.
AUGAGCUUCUACCCAUUGGAUCCAUGGACAGGUCAAGCUUCUGCAGCUAGGAAGAAAAAGAGCACGCAGAAACUGAUUGAACUCUCGAAGGAUGUCAAAUGGAGACAUUAUAUUUUCCCAGACUUUACAGUGGUUUAUGGGUUACGUUUGGGGGAUUUGAGUUCGUUUCCAUGUAGGGAGUAUAGUGUUUCAGGGUUUGAGUUGUAUAUUGUUGAGCAAUGGGUUUAUGAACGUAGGCCCACGGUGGUGAUUGUAUCAUAUACCGGAAGUAAGCAAGAUGUGAUGCAUGGAAUUCGAAUCACGUUGCCUGAGGAUUUGAAUAUGUGGCCGGAGGAUCUCAGCGGGUAUUAUCAGCAGCUAGCAAGCUACUGUACUUUGAAAGAUAUAGAUGCUUUUACCUCGGUGUUCAUAACGGACUUGUCGCAAUUUCCGUCGACAUUGAACCUUUUGCAUGUGGAAUUUGGCAAUAUGAAGGAUAUAUGGUUUACGCAUAAAGUUAACUUCAAUUUGAAGAGAUUAAAAUGUAUCGGAAGAUCAGCUCUAUCUCUUGCAGAUCCUCCUGAUGCGUCUUUGGAAAAGUUUCUGCAGUUAUACAUGCUUCCUAUGAGGGACAAGGAUCAAGCGAUGAAGAGUGUGGUUACGCUAAUCACACUGGUUCAAAUAUCCCUAUGGUAUUUUGAGCUUUUGAGACCAGAAUAUAAGGAUGGUAUAUAUUGUAAGCAUACAGAUGAAGCAUUAGACCAAUGGUGGUCCAUAUACGGUACAGUAUAUUUAGGGAUUGAUAGACCCCGAAAAGAAGGUUCUUUGGGGCCUAGUACAAUAUGUGGGUUAAUUAGUUUUGUUUUGAGUUGUUAUUUUAAGUUUGUUGUCAAGGAUGUGAGCUCUUUAAAGGAUCCUUUUGAUGAAGAAUCGUUCCGUACUGCGGUGUACAACUUCCAAAAGAAACAUGGAUUAGAGAAGACCUCUUUCUUGAAUUUCAUCACUGUGACUAAGUUGUUCGAAGUGAGUUCAAAGAUAUCAAAUACUGAUAUUUUUAAAUUUAGGAAGGUUGUAAAGUCUACUGUGCAAGACAUCGCUGGUAAAGGUAAUCCUAUUCAACUAUCUAGUGAAAUCUUAACAACAGAUCUUAGUAAACUCAUAUCCCAUCUUCAAAGUGGCGGGUAUAUUAAAGCCUUUUGGAAGGCAAAAUUAGAUCCAGAAUGUCACUUUCCAAAAGUUGAUUUUACAAAAGCUAACUACGACAAUACGAAGUACUUCAUCGAUCCAGUUGAAAAUUUUGGCGAUAAACCUGGUUUGGAAGUAUCCGCACAGAGUAAUUCCUCAAAUAAUAUUGAGCAUACAGAUUUGCUUAAGGUCGGUGAAUGCAAGGUACCAUUACAAGUUGAUACUAGUGUUUGGACUAAACAUAUGGAUAUCAUUGAUACUGUUCAUUUUCAAGAAGAAAUAUUCAGGCGUGCAUCUUUUUCAUCAGUUAAAGAGACUAUAGGUACUGGUCAGUUGACCUGCAAUUACAAGGACAAAUGUUUGUCACGUCAUAAACUUCAACGUUCUUCCAGUUUUUCAAUAGUUGAAGAUGUAGCUUAUGAAUGGACAAUGCCAUUUGAACCCUCUGUCGUGCGUAUAGCACGGGAAAUAAUGAAAGCACAAUCAAUUGCAAAUUCCAGGUUUGAUAGAUAUUCUGGUGACUAUAAAAUAGUAGCUAUUAAAUCAGGAAUAUUAAGAAUUGGUAAUCUUUCGAAUCAAAUUAACGUUGAUAUGUCCACAUUACAAAGUCAUCAGAACAUGUUAUUAAAAAAGCAUGAACAUUUACAAAAGAGCAUGCAAGAAUUGGAUUCUCUUGCAGCAAGGUUCAACUACGAUAUUAGGAUAUUGGACAUAAGGAUGAGGGAUAUCAAUGAAAGUAUUUCGCAACUUGGAUCAAAAUUACAAAAAGUUGAAAAUUAUAUAAAAAAUCAUCCAUCUUACAUGUUGGACCGAGUAGACACCUUAAAGACUACCUCAGAAUUUGAAAAAGAAGCUCAAAGGAUAUUUGAGCUAGAAAAGACACGGUAUAACGGUCUCGUCGUUGGACUUUUAAAGAGGGUUGUAUAUCCACAAUUGCGACGAGAUUGGAGCAAAUCGUGGAUGUGGAGAUGGCUUUUUAGGGAUCAUAUAAAAGGUGUUUAA